Molecule: messenger RNA, 4563 nt
Organism: Theileria parva strain Muguga
Lineage: Eukaryota; Apicomplexa; Aconoidasida; Piroplasmida; Theileriidae
Gene: Ddb1
Product: CPSF A subunit region family protein
Exons: 3
Coding region: 33-4547 (1504 amino acids)
Cellular component (GO): nucleus
Molecular function (GO): nucleic acid binding; protein binding
Source: RefSeq, a predicted model, not a curated record
AUUUAUAAAAUGUUAAAUUAUAAUUUUAUUAGAUGUAUGGGUACUUUGUAACAACUGCGGCCAGCGGAGCCACCCUUAAAGCAAUAAGAUGUAGAUUAGUCAAAGAUUCCUUAAAGGAAUACUUAGUUUGCCUAAAAAGGCACUCAAUAGAAGUUUAUUCACUAGAAAAUAAUGAAAACAGGAAUGUAGACAAUGACCUCGACCAUUUCAACCCACCAGUGUUAAUUUCUGUUCUAAACGCAAGUAGUACAUUUGUUGAUUUUGUGGAAUACAGGCCGCCAUCAGAGUCUCAAACGCAUUUGUUAGUUUUAACCCGUAAUUUUACGCUCUUCCUACUCACAUAUCAUGACAAUCUCGCCAAGUUCACAUCUAAAACAGUUUCUUCUUUACAGGAACUUCACGGAAGACCCAACUAUGAAAAUAUAAUAUUUAAAGUGGAUUCUGGGUAUAACCUGUUGGUGUUUUAUGGAUAUAACAGAGUGUUAAAGUGCAUAGUACUGGACCCUAACAACUACUUUAACUUCUCAGACCUCGUUACCAUUAGGACAAAUGACACUAUUUUUGUGGAUUUCGAGUUUAUUUCCUCAGAAUACAUUGAAAAACCUGAUGCGUCAAAGUCAUCAAGUUCUCCGAGGAGGAGGAAUACAUCAACUGGUACCCCAACCAGAAGCUUUAGCGGCUCUAGCUCCAGCUCAGUUAGCAAAGAUAUCCAGUUUAAAUCGCCAACCAGGAACAGUUCAUUUCAUUUUCUGGAGUCAAAGUUGAUAAUUCUGGGAGAGGACAAUGCAUAUGGAAGUAAUAAAACGCCAGUCAGGUGGUUGUAUGGAAUGAAACUGAUGUUUGAAAUUGAGAUACUUAACGGUUGUAAAAGAUUCAAUUCAUAUAAUCACACCCCUCUGUUCGGUGAUCCAAUAAAACUACCAAUUCCCUAUAGCAAAUUCAUACCACUUAACUUGGUCAACAAGGCGAACAGGUAUGACAGUGUGAUGCUGUUGGGUCCAGGAUCAACGGGCUUUAUAAAUUUUAAGAGCCCUAGACAUGUAAAACAGUUUAAAAUCGACAACUCAAUAACAGAAAUAACUUGUUUCUGUAUGUAUAGAGAUAAUAAAUUCAUUUUCGGUGAUGAUAAUGGGGGAUUAUACCUGCUGAGACUUUCAGUUUCAACAAUGAGAAAAUCAGCAAAUACAGUUAAAAGAAGAGCAGUAUACACACCAGGAAUGAGUUCAAGUUCUAACACACUAAGUAGCUCUACUGUUUCUAGCCAACAAAGUAAUAGAAAUGUAAGUGGUGACGGAGAUUUCAUGAUAAAUGAAGUAAUGGCCAUAAGGCUUGGAAGCUUUCCAGUACCCUCAUCCUUAAUAAAGUUAGGUGAUCAUCAUAUUUUUUAUACAAGCAAAAUGGGAAACUCAUCUAUUAUAUCGAUUUACUCGAUUCUAAAUUCCAGAAACAAUGAAGAACAAACCCUUGAACAAGGUGACUUUAAGAGUUCUGAAUGGGCUCAGACGAAUCUGGGCCCGAUAACGGACUUUGCAUACAGAGAAGAGGCGUCUUCAGGAGAAAAUACAAUCUUGGCCUGUUGUGGGAUGGGGAAUUCAGCAUCCUUUUGUGAAAUUUACUUUGGGCUAUCAUCAGAGGUUAUCCACACAAGUGAUGUUCCCGGGGUCCAUGACUUGUUUUCAUUCCCAAUGAAGAGUCCAGACGAUUCAAGCUCUUCACUGCUUUGCAUAUCUUUCUUUAGGUUUACUAGAUUUUAUACGGUCAGUUUCUCAAAACCUGAUGUUUCUGAUCCUCCAGAGUUAAUUAGUAUUGAAUCAACACCACAGCCUGCUCAGAAUAGGAGAGUUAACGCUCGUAGAGUAAAUAAAAGACAAAAGGCAAGAACAGCACUGAUAAAUGCCCUGGAAAAUAAUCGAAGACCAAGUGAAAAUCCAAGUCAAGUAGUAAAUAAUCAUAAUAAUAGUCAAAGAAAUACUAAUACCAAUAGAACUGGGAAAAUAACAAAGUUUCAGAAUAACGCACUUUUAUGUAAUGAAAAGACGAUUUUGUUCACUAAGCUAAGAGACGGAAACAUACUACAAGUUACUCCAAAAAAUAUCAUUUUAGUUAAUGAUUCAUUUAAAUCUGUUAGAAGGGCUAAGAUAUCACAGAUUGUAACACUACCUGGGGACAAAUAUGCACUGUCUUCACUUGUUUGUAGCCCAUACAUUCUGUUGUUAAUGUCCACCAAUUGUAUAGUAGUAUUAGAGUAUGACUUCAAAAAUUUUAAUAGUAGGUGCCUUGACUUUACCGUGUCCGCUAUGGGCUGUAUAUCUAAAAACGAUUUACUCAACUCUGAUCUUGGUAUAUUUGCAAGCGGAGGAGGAUUAGUAGGUGUUAGUAGUUGGGCCAAUAAUAACAUGAUUUUAUUCCUUACAGUUAAGGAUCUAAAAGUCGUUUAUUCACACAAAGUAAACCUAGACUAUGAUGUGUAUGUGGUAAGUAUCAAAUUCGCAAAGAUUAAUAGUAAUGUAUACCUGCUGUUAAGCCUUUCAAACGGGUUUCUAUAUAUAUACCAACUAACAAGGGCAGAUAGAAGGAUAAAGAUGACACUAAGUAAUAAGUCUAAAUUAUCAUUCUGGUCAUUUAAAUUACUUGAAUUGAAGGUGGGUAGUGGUGAAGGAGAAGAUACUUGUGACCUUUCGAAGGUUAAUUUAAUUACGACUGGGCCUAAAUCCUAUGUUAUCCACCCCAAAAACGAGAAAAUAACUUAUACUAAAAUUAACAUCGAUAAUUUACACACAGUCACGAAUAUAGUUAACUUGGGAACUGUAGCAGAAAAGGAAAAAGAAGAAUUGUUGGUGAUAUAUGGUAACCACAAGAGUGUAGUCGUAGGUAGAUUGAAUUUGUUGAAUAAUUUCAAUGUACAAAAGAUAUUGAAAGGGUCAAACUUUAAUAAAGUUAUUUACGAUAGUAGGACUAAACUAGCAGUAAUAUCCACUAUUCCACAGUAUAUUAUUAACCCGAAUAAUCUAUAUACUUAUACACCAAGUAACUCACAAUCCACUGAUGUUCCAGGAUACUGUGAGACCCCUUCCACUAACACCCAAUCUCAACCUUCACCCUACAUAAGUCAACAUUCUAAUAAUUCACAGAACUCUAACUCUCAGUUGACGGAUUCAGACAACUUGUUAUUGUGUAUGAGUGAUGAUCAAAUUUUGAGUGGAACUGACACUAUAAAUGUACCCAGUGAGGCACUAUUGGUUGAUAUUGAAACUAAGGAAGUUGUGUAUAGACUAAAUAUGCCGCAGGGUCACUUAAUCUCAAGCAUGCACAAGUACACUCAUGAUGAUCUUGGAAAGGACUACAUACUUUUAGGAACAUCUAAGGUGUCUGAAGCAAACGAUGUCCCCACUGAAGGAUACUUAUAUUUCCUGGAAGUUUAUAAGGAAGCGGAUGCUUGCACAGUUGUAGUUAACAGAAAUGCCAUCCCUCUGGGGGGUGGAGUUGUUGAAAUUACUAAUUUGAACAAAUUCAUAGUAAUUGCUGUUAAUUCUAAUGUUAUGGUCAUUUCCCUUACAGCUUCUAACGAAAAUUCCAGCCCCAAUGACCCUUCCAGUUCAAGCGCUGUUAAUAACGGGAGUCACAGGCAAGGAACCAGAAGUAAACUUGAAUUGGUAGAUUUAAAGGAUUCUCGACUUUCGAUCCCAAAACAAGAUGAAACCACACUAUUCAUUGAUGUUGUUGCAAAUUAUGACUCCAACACCUUUGUAGUUUCACUGGACACUAAGGAUGACGUGAUUUUCGUUGGUGACCUUAUGACUUCAGUCAAGAUGCUAAAAUUCAGAGAUAACCGAUUAUUAGAAACAUGUAGAGAUUUCAAUACUCUGUGGACAACAUCACUGGCUGCCGUUGAUAACUCUUCAUGUCUGGUUUCUGACGAUUUAGGUAACUUUCUCCUUUUUAAAAAAGUUCAACACCCUACCACAGACCAGCAGUCCAUCAGAUUUGAUAAACAAGGGCUAUUUCACCACGGUGAGGUUGUAAACAAGAUACUAAAACGGACCCAAAUGUCAGUACAGCAUGUGGCUAACUCUCGUAUGUCAAGGAGUAACCCAAGAGAAUUUAUGGUUUCUAAUCGAGUAGUUUCUGAAAGUGAGAGUAAUAAUCCUUCUGAAACCUUAAAUGUUAACGAGUACACCAACUUGUUUAAGAGUUUCUUCACCUGUGCAACAACUUCUGGUAGUUUACUCCAGGUGUGCUUCUUCGACGAUUUGAACAUGUUCCUGAAGCUGUCGCUGCUAGAGCACACAAUGCAUCUGGUUCAAAAGGACCUUGGGAACAUCCCAAGUAGGAAUCAAAGGAAUUUUGAGGACCUACACUCGAACAUUCCCACCAAAGGGUUCGUUGAUGGGGACCUCGUUGAGGCUUUCCUAAAGCUCCCAGACUCUCUUAAAAAGUGGGUAUUUGAAACUAUGCUCAUUAACUCAAGGCACCUCGGAGUUAAGCUGAGCUCUCUCGAGUCUCUACUCUAUGAAGUUGAUCACAUUAAACACCUUCGACUUGAAUAAUCUUCUAAAUCCUCUA